AUGGCACCCACAGUACAUCCACUGACACCACCCCCUGGCUCAGACAUCGACUUUGGUGCCGUCAUCGACGAUGUCGACCUGGAGAAUCUGACUGAUGACGACUUCGCUUUCAUUCAUGACGUUCUCUACAGGCACUUAGUCGUGGUCGUCAAAAACCAGCAUCACCUCACUCCGCGAGCACAAUACGAACUGACGCGCCGGUUCGAUCCCUCGGCUUCGUCGUACGGCCACGGGAAGACGAUCGACGCGAAACGCAGCAUCCUGCAUCCCGACCUCAAGACUGUCCCCCACCAGCCCCAAGUCCAAGUCAUCGGUCAUGGUUUUGUUGAUAACUAUGAGGGUCUCGCCAAUCUCCAACUCCGACAUCCCCAUCACCGUACUUUCCACCGAGACCCCAUCCCCGACAAUGAAGACUACGAUUUCACCCGAUAUUACCGCUGGCACAUCGACGCCGCUCUUUACGAUCUUCAUCCACCACGAGUGACAACCCUGCUUGCAGUUCAAGUUCCGCGCGGCCGGCGCCAAACCCUUCGCUAUGAUGACGGUUCCAACGAGACCCUCGAUGUUCCCCUUGGCACGACAGCCUUCGUCAGCGGCGAGCGCAUGUACAGCCAGCUGUCCAAGGAAGACCAGCAGUUUGUCCUCACCAGUCGUGUCGAAUAUGCUCCUCAUCCAUAUAUCUGGAUGUCUCCCGCUCGAGCCCUCCCCACUGGAUUAGGUCUCUACCCUGAAGGCCGCGAAUUGCCUGCUUCGAAACUGCCCCCUAUCGACGAGUCUAAGAUCCAGAUUCUUCCCAUGGUGUGGAGGAACCCAGUAACCGGCCGCCCAGCCCUCCAAAUUCACCCCUCCGCCGUGCGCAAGAUUCAUCAACAGGAUGGUACUGUCAUCGACGAUCUGAAGCAGGUUCGCGACACGGUAUACCGGCUACAACGGCCCGCCAUCAGUCCUCCGUACGUAUAUCCGCAUGAUUGGGAGGAGGGUGAUCUGGUGCUGUUCCAUAAUCGCGGUGUCCUGCACUCUGUUGUAGGCGCGUUUGGGGAGGGUGAGGUACGGUUGUUCCGACAGUGUAACUUGGCCGCCGGGGAUGCGCCGGUCGGAAUGGAUUAA
Molecule: messenger RNA, 1107 nt
Organism: Aspergillus homomorphus CBS 101889
Lineage: Eukaryota; Fungi; Ascomycota; Eurotiomycetes; Eurotiales; Aspergillaceae
Product: TauD/TfdA family dioxygenase
Exons: 3
Coding region: 1-1107 (368 amino acids)
Molecular function (GO): oxidoreductase activity
Source: RefSeq, a predicted model, not a curated record